GCGGGCUGGUCAUAUGAUGCGCUGCUGGAGCUUUUCGCCGGAGGACCGUCCGGAUCGCCGCCUCUGCUUUCCUCGUUUUUCUUUACAAGUUCCCGACAUAAACCCGCCGUGCCGAAGUUCUACAUGCCUUUCGGAUAGAACCGAGAGGAAGAGAGGCGCUUUGUUUUGGACGCUCGCCGAGCUGGCACAAUCAUGGCAGCGUUGUUGGAGCAGUAUCGCAAGAGAAUACAGACUGAGCUGGACAGAGUUGUGGAUUUCUGGAUGAAAUAUUCUCACGAUGAGCAAUAUGGUGGGUUUUUCACCUGCAUUGGAAAAGAUGGGAAGAUCUAUGAUGAGCUUAAAUACGUGUGGUUACAGGGCAGACAGGUGUGGAUGUACUGCCGGCUGUACCGCACAGUUGAAAGGUUUCACCGGCCUGAGGUUCUUGAAGCUGCCAAAUCAGGUGGUGCUUUCCUUCAGCGAUUUGCUCGAGUGCAGUCAUCAGAUGGUCCAGGGAAGUGUGCGUUCUGUCUGACGAGGGAUGGCCGUGCUGUGAAGGUUCAGAGGACCAUAUUCAGCGAGUGUUUCUACGUCAUGGCCAUGGAUGAGCUGGCCAGAGUCACAGGAAACGAAGCGAUGCAGGCUGAUGCAGAAAGUAUGAUGGAUCAGCUGGUGCAUUGGGUCCGGGUCGACUCGUCUGGUCUGGGUCGGCCUCAGAUGCCUGGUGAUCCACCUGUCAACAGCAUGGCUGUUCCUAUGAUGCUCCUAUGUCUUGUCGAUCAGCUGACAGAGGGCAGGGAGAAGCAGGCACAGAAAUACAGAGAGCUGGGUGACUGGUGCGUCAAACAGAUACUGCAGCAUGUACAGAGAAAUGAUAAGGCCAUUCUUGAAAAUGUCUCAAUGGAUGGAAAAGAGAUACCUGGUUGCCAGGGACGUCUCCAGAACCCAGGUCAUGCCCUGGAGGCUGGAUGGUUCCUCCUGAAGUAUGCAAAGGCACAAGAUGAUACAAAGCUGCAGACAUUAGCGGUGGAGAUGUUCAUGGACGUCCCCUUCCACACUGGCUGGGACAAGCAACAUGGAGGACUCUUCUACUUCCUAGAUGCAGAUGGACACUGUCCCACUCAGUUGGAGUGGAAUAUGAAGCUCUGGUGGCCACACUGUGAGGCUCUUAUCUCAUAUCUGAUGGCCUACAGUUACUUAAAAGAACCUGCACUGCUGGACAGGUUCAAACAGGUCUAUGACUACACCUUCAGCCACUUUCCUGAUGAAGAGCAUGGAGAAUGGUUUGGUUAUUUGAGUCGUCAGGGUGAAGUAGUGUUGGACUUCAAAGGGGGACCUUUCAAAGGGUUCUUCCACGUUCCUCGAUGCCUCUACAUGUGUGAGAAGAUGCUGGAUCAUCUGCUUGCGACGAGCAAGUCUUGAAUAUGUCUGUCUGCUGGAUGGCGUUGUGGUGCUAUGCGUCUUAAUUUCCUCACAAACACAAGCACCACUGUAUAAUUCCUGCCACAGCAUGUAUGUGUUUACUCUCAUAAUUGAUAUUGAGCCAUUGAUUAUAUUUCUAAGUGCCGUUUCACACGUGUGUAUUUUCAUGUUGUGUAUAAAUGGGAAAAGGGAUCAGUUUUUAAUACAAUGCCUUUAUAAUUAAUUAGUGGCCAAUACACAAACAAUUAAUUCCAGGUUCGCACUAAGUUUACAUAGUAUAUACAUGGUUAAAAGGGACUGCAGUGAAGGAGAAAAUAGAGUCUUAAGCCCUAUUCAGAACUGUGAAUGUCACACUUGUAACGUUGAUAGUAAACAGUGGUAUAUCUGGGGGAAAGUUUUCUUUGAGUACUGUUUGGCCUGUAUUUACCUUCUGUGCUGUUUAUAUAUUUUAGGCCAAAAUCUUCUCAAAACUACCAUAAAACAAUAUCUUGGGCAUCAGGCAGCACAUUGGUAAUGAUUUCAUGUAGUAGCCUUCUGUGAGAGCUUUUUGAAGCAUUAAACAUUUCUAACAUUGGGUUCCAGUCACCAGUGCUGAAUCAAGCAUUUUUAUCCGUAUGAUUGUCCAAUGUAGAAGUCUUGAAAGAUCAAUGCAGUAAUGCAUAAUCAAAAACACUUAAUCCAUAACAACAAAACUUAGGCUUACAUUGUGUGACACUUUGAUCAGCCUAGUUGAUGUCAGUGCAGUCUUUUGCCUGUGUUUAUUACUGUUCCUUAAAAGGCAAAUGUAAUGGAUUACUUAUAACAGCAAUGAUGGGCUACUUUCACAGCACCAGGCUGAAGCGGGACAAAUUGGAAUUUUUUAGAGCUCUGUGGACACACACAUCUGAUCUUUUCAAAUCAGAUCCACCUCGGAUGUGUGCUUAGGUCAGAUGCACAUCCGAUUCGUGGCCUGGCAGCGCUAAUGGAGACUUACAUAGAUUUUUCUGUGGAUUCAGUGGUUGAGAUGUAGACAAAAUCGUUCAGAGUGGUUAGAUGUGAAGCGUUUUAUUUGCAGAGAAACUUGCCGACUCAGGUUUCUUUACAGUGGAGGUGAUGGGAACCAGUAGUCCUGAUGUCUACAUUGCAAAUAGCUAUUAUAGCUAUUAUUUACUAUCCAAAGCCACUAGUGAAUGUCUUUUGAGCUUUUUUUAAAUGAAACAGUGAUGAUGAUAAAAUAACAAUGAGUCAAAAAGCAUUGUGGACUAUUUUGCGUUAGAACGCCCUUCAUGCUUUAGACCAAAACUUUAUCAAAUGCAAAGUCUCCGACAUCAGGCAGUGUAUGCACAUUUCAUGUAAUAACUUUCUAGGAGAGCUUUUAGUGCCCUCUGACGUCAGGUUCCUAUCACCACCACUGUGAACAUACCUGACUCUGCAAGUUUCUUUAGAACAAAGCAUCUUACUGCUACCAGACUACUCCUGAAGGAUUUUUUUGUAAUUUUGAAAAGAUUUUGAAAAAAGUUGGAGUUCCCGUGAUGAGAAACGGCCAAAUCAAGAGUUAGUUUUUGCAACUGCGUGUGCACCAUUACAGCAUUACUACACUACAUUUGAAUGUCAUUCUAUGCUCAGCCAGGCUGUCCUCAUUAAAUUUUGAUAGUUCCUUAAAGGCCUAAACUAUUUGCUCUGCUAAUUAUUUUAAAACUGUUUAGAAUGAGUAAUGUUAAUUCAAAUUAAGUUUGCUAAAUGCGCUCUGUUGAAAUUUGCACCAAGAUGAAUUUAAAUGUGAAUUAAAGUGAAUUUCUAAGUACAAA
Messenger RNA from Pygocentrus nattereri (red-bellied piranha), 3188 nucleotides. Its product is annotated as renin binding protein. Gene Ontology annotation, molecular function: peptidase inhibitor activity; N-acylglucosamine 2-epimerase activity. The coding region runs from base 193 to 1401 and encodes 402 amino acids. Lineage: Eukaryota; Metazoa; Chordata; Actinopteri; Characiformes; Serrasalmidae. The record is from RefSeq and is a predicted model, not a curated record. The transcript is spliced from 11 exons. Gene Ontology annotation, biological process: N-acetylglucosamine metabolic process; carbohydrate metabolic process; N-acetylmannosamine metabolic process.